AUGGAGGUCGCCUCUUCGGGGGUACCGGACGGUGCCCCCACCGCCAUAUCCCAAGGGCCUUUGGUCGAUGCCGACGCUGUGGUGGAAUAUUUGGCCGAUGUGUUGCGGGUGACUCUAGGAGCGCUGAGAAGCGAACUAGAGAACGCCGGCAGCCUUCUGUCUAAGACCAAGUACAGUGAAACCGCGCAGAGAUGCUUGCGGUUUGCGUCGGAAUCGCAAGUCGCCCUCUACGUGCAGAAAGACCUUGUGGCGUCAGAUCAUACAAAUGGAACUGCGGACAGUGAGGAACCGCCCGCCGAAUAUGUUUACACUCUCUCUGCCGAAAUCUCGUCCUCUUCCACAACUGUCGCGUCCGUAGCUUUUAUCAAGCGGCCGGCCGCGAUCGAUCCUUCGCUUCCCAUAUCGUCGCAGAUUCAGGUUAUGAAUCUUCCCGGUCCGGCCGCCCUCAACAACACCCAGGCGCAGCAAGGAACUUCGCUGUCGCCCUACGAGAUCCUACAUUUGCUGGUGCACCAUGGUCUUAGCCCGUACUUUGAAGCCAACACCCGCAAUCAAGAUGGUGCAGCGAAAGCAAAGACGGACUCGGAGGUCAAAACUGGAGUUCCAGGCACUAAGAAGAAAUUCGCGGAGCUGGAACUCGGACUCCUACACCUCCAGCAGAACGUCGAGAUCCCUGCCUUGAAUUUGCCCCUGCAUGAAGUUGUCCAGGCAGCUCUGGUCGAAGCAGAAAAGCGAGGCGUCAAGCCUUCGGUGGAUCUUAUUGAUUCUACUCUUCUCGAGAGCAGUGCGUUCAUUAACAGCAUUCAAAACAAUGUGAACGCUUGGAUCAAGUCUAUUCAAACCAUUACAAAGAUGUCCCGCGAUGCGGAUAGUGGGUCGGCAGCGCAGGAAAUCAACUUCUGGUUAUCCAUGGAAACUGCGCUGGAGGGAAUUGAGAACCAGCUACGUGGAGACGGUGUCCAGUUGACCAUGGACAUUCUACGCCAUGCAAAGCGUUAUCAAGCCACCCUCAGUUUUGUCGCAGACACUGGACUGCGUGAAGCGACGGAUCUAGUGCAGAAGUACAACCAACUGAUGCGUGAUUUCCCUCUCGACGAACUUCUCUCCGCCACGUCCUUGCAAAAAGUGCGGGAGUCUCUUGUCCUCAUCUUCAAUCAUCUUAACAAAAAGCUGAAGAUCUGCCCGUAUCCGAUCAAGCGUGCCCUUGCACUUGUGGAGGCCAUCUCUGGGGAUCUUGAUUCGCAAAUUCACUCCCUGCUUAAUGGCCGAACUAUCAUGCACCUUGACUACCGCGAAUUCCGCACCUUAAUGAAGACUGCUGGUUCGAUCUGGAGAACUUGGGAUGAUAACCUCAAGGAGUUCACUAACGUUGCUCGUGAAUCGACCAGGCGCCGAAAUGAGAAGUUCAUCCCGAUUAAGAUCAAUGCGCGCCAUGACAAAACUCAGGAACGAUUGAAGUACAUCAAUACAUUCCGUGUCAAUCAUGAACAGCUUCAACGCACCAUUGCCAAUGUCCUUGGCCCGAAAAGCUAUUCUGCCGAAGAUGCUGCAGCUGGAGCUGCAGCCGAUGGUGCCGUCAUUGUCGAGGAGAUCGGCGAUGUUGACGCUGUUGAGGAAGUUGCGCAAGCCUACGCUGCUCUGAAAAGCGUAGAUGUGCUGGAUGUUUCACCCACAGGAACCCAGAACUGGAUUACAGCAGAGAUUGCCUAUAAUGAGCGCACGUCCCGGGUGGAGAAUUCCAUUAUUGCCCGCCUGCGUGACCGUCUUGCUACGGCAAAGAAUGCUAAUGAGAUGUUCCGUGUUUUCUCCAAAUUCAAUGCACUCCUUGUUCGGCCAAAGAUCAGAGGAGCAAUUGGCGAGUACCAGACUCAGCUUAUUGACAACGUAAAACAGGAUAUUUCUGCGUUGCAUGAGCGGUUCAAGCAGCAGUAUGGUCAUUCCGAGGCACACGCGAUGGCUCAACUGCGCGACCUCCCUCCCGUGUCUGGAGCCAUUGUUUGGGCACGUCAGAUUGAGCGUCAACUAGACGGAUACAUGCGGAAAGUUGAAGACGUCCUUGGAGAGGAUUGGCACCUACAUACUGAAGGCCAGAAGCUCCAAGCGGAGAGCAAUCUUUUCAGGAAGAAGUUGGAUACGCGGCCUGUGUUCGAGACGUGGCUACAUGAUGUUCAAAGGCGCCGCAUCACCAUUUCCGGACGACUGUUCAAUAUUAUCCGUAACCGCGCCGCAGGCAACACCUUGGAACUCGCCGUGAAUUUUGAUGCUCAAAUUAUCGCCCUCUUCAAGGAGAUUCGGAAUCUCAUCUGGCUCAACUUUCAAGUUCCCCAUGCCGUUAGCAACAUCUCGAAGGAGGCCAAGCGAGUGUAUCCCUACGCUAUCAGCUUGAUGGAAAGUGUUCGGACGCUGCUUCAAACUAACCGCUCUAUUCUGUCCAUGACUGACGUUGCAAUCUUACUCAAUGGAUACAUGAAUGACGCCCAGAGCAUGAUUGUGAGGGGCAUCCCUCUUCGAUGGGAGUCCUUCGUCCACUCGUACGAACUACAUGUGAAGCAAGCGGCUCUCGUAAACGGUGCUCUUGACUCAGUGAUUCCGAGCCGGGGUGAAAGUAAACACGUUCAAUUUGUGCGAGAGUUCGCCGCCUCCGCUGCCGUUCUACAACAUAAGACCGCAGUUCUGGCUUCCAUCAACGAUACCAUUCAAAAAGCGAUCCACGAACUCAAGACUUGCCCAUACGAGUUCUCCGCAUUCAAGCAGCGCUUAGAUGCAAUCCAGGCCGCCGUGGACAAACUAAAUCUCGAAAAUUACGUCAACCUCGGAUUUUGGGUGCACAACCUGAACCAGAAAAUUGAGGGAAUUCUUAGCGAACGUCUGCACAAGGCUAUCCGCGAGUGGAUGAACUCAUUCCAAGAAUCACAAAGUGGUCAGCCUAUGCAGAAGGUCAAUGGAAAUGGCGAUACAGACACCACAGCGUACAACAUUGAGUUCCCAGGCCUGACUCACGAGAUUUCUAUGCGUAACCAGGUCCUUCAUCUCGAUCCACCUCUCCAGUAUGCUCGCGCAACUUGGUUCUCGCACUUUGAUAACUGGCUAGGUAUCAUCUGCAACCUGGAGAAGAUCAAGUCAUCGCGUUAUCAGAUUUCCAUUGAAGUACAAAAGGUUCAGCUGUCAGAGUCAUGCUUUGCGGAUCUCCCUCAGCACUGCACAAAUGAGCUUAUCUUGGUCUACAGUGCUAUUGAAACUAGACUCAAGGAAGUUUCGGAGUACGUCGAUAAAUGGCUGCAAUUCCAGUCUUUAUGGGACUUGCAGUCUGAGCAAGUCUAUGACAUCCUGGGCGAUGAUCUGUCCCAAUGGCUUCAGCUUCUCCAGGAAAUCCGCAAGAGCCGAGCCACUUUUGACACAUCUGAAGUCAGCCGGUCGUUUGGUAACAUUAAGAUCGACUACGAGCAAGUUCAGACGAGAGUCAAUGCGAAAUACGACCAGUGGCAGCACGAGAUACUGCUUAAGUUCGGCUCUAAACUCGGAAACCGCAUGCGCGAAGUACAUUCCGAGAUUGCUACCGCCCGACACGACUUGGAAGGGAAAUCUUUGGACUCUGCUUCUACUGCUCAUGCAGUCGCCUUCAUUACCAGUGUGCAACAAUGCAAGCGCAAGGCCAAGGUAUGGGAGCCUGAAGUGGAUCUUUUCCGCCAAGGUCAGGCUACUCUUGUGCGUCAACGGUACCAGUUCCCUAGUGAUUGGCUUCAUGUUGAGAACGUCGAUGGUGAAUGGGCCGCUCUUAAUGAACUACUUGGCCGAAAGGGCAAGAUUGUUGAGGAGCAGACCGAAGCGUUACGAGCCAAGAUCGCGGCUGAGGACAAGGUUAUUAACGACAAGAUCACUGAGGCUAUUGCGCAGUGGAAUGAAGAAAAGCCUGUGUCUGGUACAAUUCCACCAGAGGAGGCAUCCCGCUCUCUUAGCAUGUUCCAGACCCGCCUUGAAUCUCUACAGUCUGAGUUCGAAAUGGUUUCAAAGGCUAAAGAGGCUCUUGAUCUUCCUCCAAGUGCCGAAUCUUCUCUGCCCGCAAUUCUGGAGGAGGUCCAGGAUUUCAUGUCCGUUUGGGCGGCACUUUCCACUAUCUGGAGGAGCCUUAAUGACCUGAGAGACACGCUCUGGACGAGCAUCCAGCCAAGAAAACUUCGUCAGUCUAUUGACGGUCUCAUCAAGAUGACCAAAGAGAUGCCCAGUCGUAUGCGCCAAUACGCUGCGUUCGAACAUAUCCAGAACGUCCUCAAGCAGCUCUUGAAGGUCAACCCGCUGCUCUCUGACAUGAAAUCCGAAGCGGUGCGCGAGCGACACUGGCUCAAGAUCUACAAAGCCCUUAAACCGGGAAUGAGGUUCUCGCUCGUCUCUUUAACUCUGGGUGAUGUAUGGGACCUUCAACUUGCGGCUAGCGAGACCGUAAUUCGUAAUAUCAUUGCGCAGGCCCAAGGUGAAAUGGCCCUUGAGGAGUUCUUGAAGUCCGUACGCGAGACCUGGCAAAACUACUCGCUUGACCUUGUUAAUUACCAGAACAAAUGUCGGUUGAUUCGGGGCUUUGACGACCUCUUUGCCAAGUGCAGUGAGAACCUGAAUUCCCUGCAGGCCAUGAGGCAUUCACCUUACUACAAAGAAUUUGAGGAGGACGCCUCAUCCUGGGAAGACAAACUGAACCGAGUCCACGUCUUGUUCGAUGUUUGGAUUGAUGUUCAGCGCCAGUGGGUUUACCUUGAAGGUGUCUUCACAGGCAAUGCUGACAUCAAGCACCUUCUUCCCCUGGAAUCGAGCCGCUUCCAGAAUAUCAACUCAGAAUUCUUCGCUGUGAUGAAGAAGGUCUACAAAUCGCCGUUUGUCCUCGACGUUCUCGCCAUUAAUGGCGUCCAGAAGUCUUUAGAACGGCUGGCCGAGCUGCUUAACAAGAUCCAGAAAGCUCUCGGUGAAUACUUGGAACGCGAGAGAGUUUCCUUCCCUCGUUUCUACUUUGUUGGUGAUGAGGACCUCCUUGAGAUCAUCGGAAACAGUAACGACAUCUUCCGAGUCGCGAAGCAUUUCAAGAAAAUGUUUGCUGGUCUAUCAGGCGUGCUGAUGGACGACGACAACAACAUUGUCGGGUUCACCUCGAAAGAGGGCGAAGAAGUAAGGCUGAAGAAAGAGGUUAACUUGGUCAAGACGCCUAGAAUCAACGACUGGCUGACUGCCCUUGAGAGCAACAUGAAGUUAACCCUCGCUGAGCUCCUGGCUGAGGCAAUUGAGCAAUUCGAGCCUAUUUAUAACUCUGCUGAGGUUGACCGCACCGCAUUUGACGAUUUUAUUGCCAACUACCCUGCUCAGAUUGUUGUUUUGGCUAGUCAAGUGGUUUGGACUAAUGAGGUGCAGAAGUCCCUGGAGAACAGCGGCACUACCCUCCCUACACUCUAUGAUGCUCAAGUCAGGAUACUUGAACUCCUUGCAGUAACCGUUCUUGGAGAUCUGGACCCCAUCAGCAGAAAGAAAUGCGAGCACCUCAUUACGGAGUUCGUUCAUCAACGUGAUACCAUUUCUAAGCUUAUAGCGUCGAAUGCCACAAGCGCAACACACUAUCUCUGGCUUCUUCAAAUGCGUUAUGUCUACCAGGCUGAUGGCGACUUCCUGCAGCGCCUGUACGUGCACAUGGCAAACGCCAAGCUGAAUUACGGAUUCGAGUACCUCGGUGUUCCUGAACGCCUCGUUCGCACGCCUCUUACGGAUCGCUGUUUCCUUACGCUUACUCAAGCCUUAUGCCAAAGACUUGGAGGCUCUCCUUACGGUCCUGCAGGUACCGGAAAGACAGAGUCCGUCAAGGCCCUGGGUCUGCAACUCGGUCGUUUCACUCUCGUCUUCUGUUGUGACGACACCUUCGAUUUCCAAGCUAUGGGUCGUAUCUUCCUGGGUAUUUGCCAGGUUGGUGCAUGGGGUUGUUUCGAUGAGUUCAACCGUCUUGAGGAACGUAUCCUUUCGGCUGUCUCGCAACAAAUCCAGAAUAUCCAGAUUGGUCUCAGAAACAAGGAGACUGAUGAAAAGUCUCAGAUUGAUCUGGUUGGCAGGCGCUUGACUGUGAACAUGAACACUGGUAUCUUCAUUACCAUGAACCCUGGCUAUGCUGGUAGAUCCAACCUGCCCGACAACUUGAAGAAGCUCUUCCGAAGCGUCGCCAUGUCGAAGCCCGACAAAGAGCUUAUUGCCGAAGUCAUGUUGUUCUCCCAGGGCUUCAAACAAGCAAAGCGCCUCUCACAGCAGACCGUACCAUUCUUCGAUCAUUGCUCCACGCGACUUUCUAAGCAAGCUCACUACGAUUUUGGUCUUCGUGCCCUAAAAAGUGUUCUGGUCAGCUCGGGAGGUCUUAAGCGUGCCCGUAUCGCCAACUCCGAUGGCGACCUUGGCCCAGAUGAAAUUGUUGAGCCCCAGAUCAUUGUCCAGAGUCUUCGUGAGACUAUCGCUCCAAAAUUAGUUCGGGAAGACGUGGCGACGAUGCUGCAGAUCCAGGAGCAAGACUUUGCUGGAGUAGAAUAUGUGCCAGCCAACUAUGAGGCGCUUACUGCUGCUAUUCGGGAGAUUGCACGUGAGCAGCACUUUGUCGACAGCGAGAUGUGGAUCACCAAGAUUCUCCAGCUUUACCAAAUUCAAAGCAUACACCAUGGCGUCAUGAUGGUCGGCAAGUCGGGUUCAGGCAAAUCGUCGGCGUGGAAGAUUCUGCUUCAAGCCCUCCAGCGGAUCGAAGGAGUGGAAGGAGUCUCUCAUAUCAUUGACUCUAAGGUCAUGUCAAAGGAGGCCCUCUACGGUAGCCUCGAUAGCACCACGCGGGAGUGGACAGACGGUCUGUUUACCGGUAUUUUAAGAAAGAUCGUGGACAACCUCCGCGGUGAAGACACAAAACGCCACUGGAUCGUUUUUGACGGCGACGUCGACCCUGAAUGGGUUGAGAACUUGAACAGUGUGCUCGACGACAACAAACUACUGACACUUCCGAACGGAGAACGUCUGAACUUGCCUCCAAAUGUCCGCAUCAUGUUCGAAGUCGAAAGUCUCAAAUAUGCCACCUUGGCUACUGUUAGUCGUUGCGGUAUGGUCUGGUUCAACGAAGAUACCGUGACGCCUUCGAUGAUCAUUACGAACUAUGUCGAGUCACUUAAGACUAAGACUUUCGAAGACUUGGAUGACGACAGUGUGCCUUCUGGUCAGAGUGCUGUCAAGACCCAGGACUGCCAAGAUAUGCUGUCAACUAUUCUCUCUCAACUCUUGCAGACAGAUGAGCUUGUUCACAAAUCGCUUGGGGAAGCCAAGAAGUACAAUCAUAUCAUGGAGUUUACUGAAAUCCGUGCCCUUAACACUUUGUUCAGUCUUCUGAACAAAGCUUGUCGGAAUAUUCUUGAAUACAAUAUCCAGCAUGUUGACUUCCCGCUUGAGUAUGAGCAGAUCGAGUCGUACAUCUCGAAGAAGCUUCUUCUCGCACUUGUCUGGUCCUUUACCGGAGAUUGUCCUCUGGGAGACCGCAAGUCUUUUGGAGAAUUUGUGUCCGGUCUUACUACAAUAGACCUUCCAAUCGAGACGAACUCGUCUAUCAUCGAUUUUGAUGUGACCCUCCCCAAGGGAACUUGGUCGAGCUGGCAGUCUCAGGUGCCAACCAUUGAUGUCAACACUCACUCCAUCACGCAAACGGAUGUGGUUAUUCCUACCGUGGACACUGUUAGGCAUGAAGAUGUUCUCUACUCGUGGCUUGCAGAACAUAAGCCACUGCUCCUCUGUGGUCCUCCCGGUUCUGGUAAAACCAUGACACUGUUUGCCGCGCUUCGUAAAUUACCCAAUAUGGAGGUUGUCGGUCUCAACUUCUCCAGUGCCACAACCCCUGACCUCCUCAUCAAGACCUUCGAACAGUACUGCGAGUACAAGAAGACACUAAGCGGCGUGGUUAUGUCUCCUAAUCAGAUUGGUCGUUGGCUGGUUAUCUUCUGCGAUGAAAUCAACCUGCCGGCUCCUGACAAAUAUGGAACGCAGCGAGCGAUUUCCUUUUUGCGCCAGCUUGUUGAACAAAAUGGUUUCUGGAGGACAUCAGAUAAGACAUGGGUCUCAUUGGACCGUAUUCAGUUCGUCGGUGCUUGUAACCCUCCCACCGAUGCAGGUCGUACGCCUCUGGCUGAACGAUUCCUCCGCCACUCCCCUUUGGUCAUGGUCGACUAUCCUGGAGAGAUCUCGCUCAACCAGAUUUAUGGCACAUUCAACUCGGCGAUUCUUAAGAUUCUUCCAUUGCUACGUGGUUAUUCCGAGUCUCUCACUAAGGCUAUGGUACAGUUCUAUUUGGAAUCUCAGCAACGGUUCACACCCAAAAUUCAACCUCAUUAUGUGUAUUCCCCCCGUGAACUGACUCGAUGGGUUCGUGGUGUGUACGAAGCGAUCAAACCACUCGAAAGCCUUUCAGUCGAGGGUCUGGUUCGUAUAUGGGCGCACGAGGCACUGCGUCUUUUCCAGGAUCGUCUUGUUACCGAAGAGGAAAGGGCUUGGACUGCCGAUGCCGUUCGGCGGAUUGCGUUGGAGCACUUCCCUACCAUUGACCAAGAAGCCGCUCUCAAGGGCCCGAUCCUCUUCUCGAAUUGGCUGUCCAGGAACUAUGUGCCAGUCGAGCAGGAGCAACUGCGUGACUUUGUCAAGGCACGUCUCAAGACAUUCUGCGAAGAAGAAGUUGAUGUUCCUCUGGUUCUGUUCAACGAUGUCCUGGAACAUGCUCUCCGUAUUGAUCGGGUCUUCCGUCAGCCUCAGGGGCAUCUUAUCCUCAUCGGUGUGAGUGGAAGUGGUAAGACGACGUUGUCUCGCUUCGUCGCCUGGAUGAAUGGCUUGAAGGUCUUUCAGAUCAAAGUGCACGGGAAAUACUCGUCUGAAGACUUCGAUGAUGACCUUAGGAGCGUUCUCCGCCGUGCUGGUUGCAAGGGUGAGAAGAUCUGCUUCAUCAUGGACGAAUCAAAUGUUCUGGACUCUGGUUUCUUGGAACGUAUGAACACACUUCUAGCCAAUGCUGAGGUCCCCGGUCUUUUCGAGGGGGAUGAGUUCUCCUCUCUCAUGACAGCUUGCAAGGAGGGUGCCCAGCGACAGGGUCUUAUCCUUGACAGCCAAGAAGAGCUUUACAAGUGGUUCACUCAGCAAAUCGUCAAGAAUCUGCACGUUGUGUUCACCAUGAACCCGCCUGAAGAAGGCCUAUCCUCCAAAGCUGCAACCAGUCCGGCCUUGUUCAAUCGUUGUGUUCUCAAUUGGAUGGGAGACUGGUCCGACCAGGCUCUUUUCCAGGUUGGCUCUGAACUUACUCAGUCUGUCGACCUAGAUAAGCCUGGCUUUGUUGCUCCUGAUAGCAUACCAGUGGCAUACCGUGAGCUGAGCCUACCUGCGUCACACCGUGAUACAGUUAUUAAUGCGAUGGUUUACAUUCAUCACUCGCUUCAACGGUUCAAUCAACGUCUGCAGAAGCAACAAGGAAAGACAACUUAUCUCACUCCGCGUCACUAUCUGGAUUUCGUUGCACAGUAUGUGAAACUCUUCAAUGAGAAGCGCGAAGACCUUGAGGAACAACAGCGACACUUGAACGUCGGUCUAGAGAAGUUAAGGGACACUGUCGAGAAGGUCAGCGAUCUACGUGGCAGUCUUGCUCAGAAGAAGAUGCAGCUGGAGAAGAAGGAUGCGGAAGCCAAUGAAAAGCUGCAGCGCAUGGUUGCUGACCAACGCGAGGCUGAACAACGUAAGGCAGUUUCGCUUGAAGUUCAAGCUGCUCUGGAAAAGCAGGAAAAAGAAGUCGCCCUUCGCAAAGACGUCGUGCUUCACGACCUUGCCAGGGCCGAACCUGCAGUCUUGGAAGCCCAGAAGAGUGUCAGUAACAUUAAGCGUCAACAUCUCACUGAAGUUCGUUCCAUGGGCAAUCCACCUGCUGGUGUGCGGCUCGCUUUAGAAGCCGUUUGUACUCUGCUCGGGCACAAGGUCGAUAGCUGGAAGACCAUUCAAGGAAUCGUACGCAGGGAUGAUUUUAUUGCCAGCAUUGUCAAUUACGACAAUGAGAAGCAGAUGACGAAGAACCACCGGUUGAAAAUGCAGAACGAGUUCUUCUCCAAGGAGGACUUUACAUACGAACGAGUUAACCGUGCUAGCAAAGCUUGUGGUCCUCUGGUGCAGUGGGUCGAAGCGCAGGUCAACUACUCUGCCAUCCUGGACCGCGUUGGGCCUCUGCGCGAUGAGGUCGGACAGCUCGAGGAACAGGCACUGCAAACCAAAGCAGAAGCACAGGCUAUCGAGAACACAAUCAAUGAUCUUGAGAGCAGUAUUGCGACAUACAAGUCUGAGUAUGCUGCGCUUAUUAGUGAAACACAGGCAAUCAAGGCCGAGAUGGAGCGAGUGCAGUUCAAGGUCGACAGAAGUGUACGGCUGCUGGAUAGCCUGUCGUCGGAACGUACUCGAUGGGAGGAGGGAAGUAAAUCUUUUGAGACUCAGAUUAGCACACUUAUCGGCGAUGUUCUCAUCGCAGCGGCUUUCCUUGCCUAUGCUGGUUUCUACGACCAGCAGUUCCGUAAGGCGAUGACUGAGGAUUGGGUUCAGCACCUGGUUCAGUCCGGCAUUAGCCUGAAACCGCAUAAUCCUAUCACAGAAUAUCUGUCCAACGCGGAUGAACGUCUCGCCUGGCAAGCGCAUUCAUUGCCGGUCGAUGAUCUUAGCACAGAGAACGCCAUCUUCCUGAAGCGUUACAACAGAUACCCGCUCAUCAUUGAUCCCUCAGGCCGAGUCACUGAGUUCUUGCAGAAGGAGAGCUCAGAUAGGAAACUCACGGUGACCAGCUUCCUGGACGAUUCUUUUGUCAAACAGCUAGAAAGCGCGCUGCGUUUCGGAAACCCGAUCCUUAUCCAAGAUGCUGAGCAUUUGGAUCCGAUCCUUAACCACGUCCUCAACAAGGAGUACCAGAAGACCGGAGGUCGUGUUCUCAUCCAGCUCGGCAAGCAGGAGAUCGAUUUCUCGCCCUCAUUCAAGCUCUUCCUUUCGACGAGAGAUCCCUCUGCCACUUUUGCGCCGGAUGUCUGCAGUAGAACCACAUUUGUCAAUUUCACCAUCACGCAGAGCAGUUUGCAAAUCCAGUCGCUGAACGAGGUCCUCAAGUCCGAGCGUGAUGAUGUCGACCGUCGCCGUUCUGAUCUUGUCAAAGCCCAGGGAGAAUUCAAUGUUCAUCUUCGCCAGCUUGAGAAGCGCUUGCUGCAGGCCCUAAACGAGUCCCAUGGCAAUAUUUUGGAUGAUGAUAAUGUCAUCGAAACACUCGAGACUUUGAAGAAGGAGGCUGCUGAAAUCUCCAGGAAGAUGGCUGAGACUGAAGGUGUCAUGACGGAAGUCGAAGAGAUCACUCAGCGCUACAGUAUCAUCGCGCGCUCGUGCAGUGCUGUGUUCGCGGUGCUUGAACAGCUACACCAUAUCAACCACUUCUACCAAUUCUCUCUCCAGUACUUUACCGAUAUCUUCGAGUCAGUUCUGCACGGCAACCCACACCUCGAAAAUUCAGGUUUACGGAAGAUGGAAGAUUAUCAACAGCGCAUUCAGAUCAUUCUUCGCGAUCUGUUCGUCACUACCUACCAGCGAACCUCUUUGGGAGUCAUUCAGAAGGACCGUAUCACUUUGGCGAUGCUUUUGGCGCAGGCGGCUCCUUACCCCAUGGACAAAAGCAUUAUCGACACCAUCCUCGAUGAAUCCGUUGAAGGUACGGAUUUGUCGGCCAAUCCCGAGGCGAAGGUCCAGGUGAUGAGCGCGUUUGGGAACAUGUCGCUAUUUAAAGCGCAUCUUCCUUCUGUGACUGCUGAGCAAUGGGAUCAGUUCCUGGGCGAAGAAUUGGCAGAGAAUUUCGUUCCCAAGGUCUGGGAUGAGAACACGUCAGAGCUUGACAAACUACUUCGGUCGCUGCUGCUCGUCAAACUUUGCAGAAUGGAUAGAUUCGUUCCGGCCGCUGAGCGAUUCAUCGUGGCCGUCUUUGGUCGCGAACUUUAUGAGGGAAGCACCGAUCUCAAAGACAUCGUGGGCCAAGUUACCGCAACUGCACCAAUAUCCCUUAGCUCCAGCCCUGGCUUCGACGCAAGCUACAAGGUCGAUGCUCUCGUCGAGCGCACGCACGCGACAUGCGCAAACAUUGCUAUGGGUUCCAACGAAGGUCUCGAGAGCGCCGACAAGGCGAUCAGCAACGCCGCCUCCGCAGGAACUUGGGUCCUAGUUAAGAACGUGCACCUUGCCCCCUCCUGGCUGCAGAGUCUCGAGAAACGCCUCGCCUCCCUCAAACCCCACAAGGAUUUCCGCCUGUUUCUCUCCAUGGAAUCCAGCCCCAAGAUCCCCGUUAACCUCAUCCGCGCCUCUCGCGUCCUUAUGUACGAGCAGCCGGCUGGUGUACGCGCAAACAUGAAAGACUCGCUCUCGUCCCUCUCAACUCGUGCCAGCAAAGCUCCCGUUGAGAAGGCCCGCGUCUACCUCCUCCUCUGCUUCCUCCACGCCGUCGUGCAAGAACGACUCCGCUACGCACCCAGCCUCGGCUGGAAGGGCUUCUGGGAAUUCAACGACAGCGACUAUGAGUGCUCGGCCAAUAUAAUCGACCACUGGGUCGACGUCGUCGCACAGGGCCGCUCAAAUGUCGCACCACAAAAACUUCCCUGGGACAUGAUCCGCACUCUCAUCACAGAAAUGUACGGCGGUAAAGUCGACGAUAGCGACGACUUCCAGCAGCUUGAGCGCCUGGUCCACAGCUUCCUUACCCCUGCCACCUUUGAGGCCGACUACAAGCUCGUCGAAGGCGUCGAGAAUGACGAGUGUCUUAUCCUCCCUGGGGAAACGGGUCUGCCUGCAUUUGUGGAGUGGGUGAAUAAGUUGCCUGAGCGUGAGCCGCCCACUUAUCUGGGUCUGCCCGCUAAUGCCGAGAAACUAUUACUUGUUGGUCAUGGAAAGAAGAUGAUUUCGGAUUUGGCGAGGAUUACGAGCUUGUUGGAUGAAGGGGAGCAGCUUAUGAUUGAUGCUUAG
Aspergillus nidulans FGSC A4 is the source of this 13038-nucleotide messenger RNA. RefSeq names its product dynein heavy chain (gene nudA). The transcript has 2 exons. Gene Ontology annotation, molecular function: dynein light intermediate chain binding; ATP binding; minus-end-directed microtubule motor activity. The record is from RefSeq and is a predicted model, not a curated record. Gene Ontology annotation, cellular component: dynein complex; cytoskeleton; cytoplasmic dynein complex. Gene Ontology annotation, biological process: organelle transport along microtubule; system development; microtubule-based movement. Lineage: Eukaryota; Fungi; Ascomycota; Eurotiomycetes; Eurotiales; Aspergillaceae. Bases 1 to 13038 code for a protein of 4345 amino acids.